This is a messenger RNA of Daucus carota subsp. sativus, 628 nucleotides long. RefSeq lists its product as uncharacterized. The transcript has 2 exons. The record is from RefSeq and is a predicted model, not a curated record. NCBI's taxonomy places the organism in Eukaryota, Viridiplantae, Streptophyta, Magnoliopsida, Apiales, Apiaceae. Bases 103 to 252 code for a protein of 49 amino acids.
UCAUCUUUCCCAAGAAAAAAUUGUGACAUAUCCACUGACCACUGUAUAUGUGAAAGACAUUAGAGAACCCAAUUUGUUCAAGAAAAUUUUCAAGUGUAAGCCAUGAUGGUUGUGAUGGGAAUGAGCUUAACAUGUGUAAUGGACUUGAUAGUAGCUGGGAUUUCAUUGAUGAUUGGGCUGGGCCUCUUUGCAUUCAUCACUUCUAUACUUUGCUCAGCUGCUUUUGUUCACAAUGUCAAGGAUCUUUCUUGAUUACCAUUCAUCAUAACUAGGUAGCUUCCAAUCGCGUAGUUUUUCUUUGAAUAAAAGGGCACAUUAUUGACUUCUAUCUCGCAAUUGUCACCUGUUUUUCCAUGGCCUGAUUCAAGGCCACUGCAACAUGAAGUCGCGAUCAUCUGAAGUCUAUCUUUGUGGACGAAAGAGGCCUGAUCAAACGACGUAGACAUUGUAUGUUAAAUGUGCGCGGCUGACUUUGUAUUAUGGAUGAUUUGCAUAAACAGAAGUGCCUAGGAGUUAGGAUAUUAUGUUAGCACUGAGAACUGAGGAUCAUUGUGUUGUAACAAUGCUGAAAAUUCUCUGCAUUACUGCAAAAGUUUCCUGAUUUGAGGUGUUUUGAUUAUUUGUUUUC